AUGUGGCUGCUCAACUCUUGCACGUGGGAGAUGAGGGAGUUCAUCUCACACAAGCAAGCCCCGCCUUACGCCAUCCUCUCUCAUACUUGGGGCGACGAAGAAGUAUCGUUUCGCGAAUGGCAGUACGAGCCUAUGAGGGACAUUGAGAAGAAGGAAGGAUUCAGGAAGAUCGACUUCUGCUGCAAGCAGGCUGCCGACGAUGGUCUUGAAUGGGUUUGGAUUGACACUUGCUGCAUCGACAAAUCCAGUAGCGCUGAGCUCUCUGAAGCAAUAAACUCCAUGUUUCAAUGGUAUAAGAGUGCCGCCAUUUGCUAUGCUUUUCUCUACGACGUUUCCAACACCGACUCCGAGUUUGACUUGACCAACACCCGCUGGGUGAAUCGUGGCUGGACGUUACAGGAGUUAAUCGCCCCUCGCGAGGUCAUUUUCUACUCGAAAGACUGGCAGGCGCUUGGAACCCGGUCCAAGCUCUCGGGGCAUAUCGCAAAAGUUACUCGCAUCAACGAGCCGUUUUUGACCGGGAGGAGUCUCGAUGAAGCAAGCAUCGCGCAGCGCAUGUCGUGGGCGGCCAAGAGAACGACGUCGCGAGAGGAGGAUGAAGCCUACUGUCUUCUCGGCAUCUUCAAUGUCAACAUGCCGCUCAUCUAUGGCGAGGGCCCGAAGGCUUUUCGCCGACUCCAGGAGGCUAUAGUCCGCGAAUACCCCAACGACCAUUCUAUUUUCGCCUGGGGGCCAAUCGCUAAGACGCCCUCGAACACAUUAUCUAACUCCGAACAGGUCUGGGGAAGGGAGCUCAUACCACACGAGCCGGAGUCAGUAUUUGAUGAAUUUUAUGGUCUGCUCGCCGAAAGCACCCGGGAUUUUGAGCAAAGUGGCCAAAUCGUAAUCGCACCGACCGCGGCCAAAUAUUUCUACCUCGGAUCCAAGAUGCCUUCAGUUUCUUCCCUUAUCGGGCGCAUCGCGCACGUAGACUUGCCACAAUAUGAGGUUGGCCCCCACGUUGCUUUCCACGUUGAAUACCCACGAGUUGGUGAUCCGAAUUCUCUAUAUCCGCCAUAUCGUCCUUCUCUGCGGAGUAUGGAACGAGUCUACGUUUCACUAUGCAGCCUUACCAUUGGCUGA
Xylaria bambusicola is the source of this 1122-nucleotide messenger RNA. RefSeq names its product heterokaryon incompatibility protein-domain-containing protein. The record is from RefSeq and is a predicted model, not a curated record. The transcript is spliced from 3 exons. Lineage: Eukaryota; Fungi; Ascomycota; Sordariomycetes; Xylariales; Xylariaceae. Bases 1 to 1122 code for a protein of 373 amino acids.